AGCAUUGUCUUCCAGUCACAGUUCACCGGUUGCUUUCCAACAAUUAACAGCUCCUCCAGCGCUCUCCAGUGUGUGUGAGGUAGUGUGUGUGAGUCUCAGAUAAAUAGACGUGACUAGUAGAGUCCUGCAUUCAGUGUGGUGAGAACCCGGAAGCAGUACGGAAGCUAAUAGAGCAGAAGUGAAGAUGAAGCAGUUUGUCGUGUUGUUCGCCGUUUUGGCCGUUGCGGCUGCCGCCCCCUCGGAAACCGAUGGAUUAUUGUCCAGCGCACUCAAAUUCGUCAAGGACUGCGGCGACAAGUCAAUGGUGCUAUGCGUCAAGGAACGUGCCCUCCAGUACGUCGACAAUGUGCAGGGCAACAUUGAGGUCACCGAAGGUAUCACCCUGGUCGAGACUGAGAAGCCCGCCACCGGACGCUCCCUGAACGAGGUUGACCUGCCCGCCGAGCCGGAGGCCCGCGAGUCCGAGAUCGACAGCCUGCUGGUUGACCGCGCCGCCCGUUUCCUCGGAUCGCACACCCUCCAGUUCUCCGUGCAGGAGUCGAUCGCCGACAUGCAGCUCCUGGAUGAGGCCCGCGGCAAGAAGAAGAAGGUCAAGAAGCUGCUCCUGCCCCUGCUGCUGCUGUUCAAGCUGAAGGCCGCCGCCCUCCUGCCCCUGGCCAUCGGAUUCCUCGCCCUGAUCGCGUUCAAGGCUCUGAUCGUCGGCAAGAUCGCCCUCAUCCUGUCCGCCAUCAUCGGCCUCAAGAAGCUGUUCGACAAGAAGCCCGAGCAGAGCUACGAAGUGGUCGCCCACCCGCACUACUCGCACUCGACCUCGUUCGACGACCACCACGGAUACGCUCGCUCCCUGGACGCCCAGAACCUGGCCUACGCCGCUCACACCCAGUAAGCUUGCCAUAAACAUGCUGUAGCGCGAUGCGACCACCCCCAGUAACGUGGGUGGGGCUGGGCCCAGCCCGGCCCACCUUUUCCAAACCUUCAUCCCCCCUCAACUGUCUGUCUCUCUGUGGACACUCUCGUCCAAUCCUUCUCGAUUUCGCGGAGCAACCGCCCCGACACAGGACACGAGCGCCCUCCGUGAAAACGGUGGGGCGCUUAGUGAAGACCACAACCACGUUUAGUUAAGUAGGUUACAAUUCGCGGUCAUCCUAACCUUCCCCCCCUCUGUUACAAGUGCUCCUGCCCCACUCUUUCCAAAAACCUUCGGGCGGAAACCAUCUUUCUACAACAAAAACCCAACCACAACCACUCUUAGAUUAAUUAAUUUAUUUGCGAUGAGAAGAUAAACGCGUAUUUAAUAAUUUAUU
Molecule: messenger RNA, 1304 nt
Organism: Culex quinquefasciatus (southern house mosquito)
Lineage: Eukaryota; Metazoa; Arthropoda; Insecta; Diptera; Culicidae
Gene: Osi9
Source: RefSeq, a predicted model, not a curated record